Messenger RNA from Chaetomium strumarium, 537 nucleotides. RefSeq lists its product as uncharacterized. The record is from RefSeq and is a predicted model, not a curated record. Lineage: Eukaryota; Fungi; Ascomycota; Sordariomycetes; Sordariales; Chaetomiaceae. The transcript has 2 exons. The coding region runs from base 161 to 376 and encodes 71 amino acids.
CAGAGAUCGACCAGUCGGCAGAUAUAAGUUGCUUCCCCUGAUCCGAAAGGUGGUUCUAUUUUGUAUAGCAGAGCAGAGCCAAUAACCCAAGAAAAAAAACGACUCUUGAUAUUCGACAGUCCGACUUAACUUCAUUCAACCUCAAUUUCAAGCCAUCAUCAUGCCUCGCCAAGGAGACGGUUCAGGAGACAACGCGGUCGAGGCCGGCCACAACAUCAUCCACGGAGCGGGCCAGCCAGAGAGCACUCGCGUCGCUCGUGCCGACAAGGCGGCUCCGAUGCCCGAGUACGAGAGUGGGAAGGGCCUGGCGGAAAAGAGUGCCAGCGCCGGAAAGGUCGAAGGAAAAGAUCAGGGCGGAAGGGGUUCAACAAACUGAGGCACGGCUGUACGAUAUGAUGGGAUGCGAGAACAUGGUCUAUUGUGAAUGAGCGAAUGAUUGACGGCAUAAUCUCCUCAAAAAAAGGUUAAUUACCAAACCUGAUAUCCGGCUUGGUCGGUGAGGACCCUGACCUCUCGAAAAAUUAUGUGUUGUGCCCA